This is a messenger RNA of Cryptomeria japonica (Japanese cedar), 1119 nucleotides long. Its product is annotated as ankyrin repeat-containing protein At2g01680-like. The transcript has 4 exons. The coding region runs from base 1 to 1119 and encodes 372 amino acids. NCBI's taxonomy places the organism in Eukaryota, Viridiplantae, Streptophyta, Pinopsida, Cupressales, Cupressaceae. Gene Ontology annotation, cellular component: plasma membrane. The record is from RefSeq and is a predicted model, not a curated record. Gene Ontology annotation, molecular function: protein phosphatase regulator activity; protein phosphatase 1 binding.
AUGGAGUCUGGCUAUCUUCUUGAUUCAAAGAAUGAAGAGGAGAACAGCGCUUUGCACGAGGCGCUGAAAGGAGGAGAUGAUGCCCAAAUCAUGGAAAUGUUAAUCACAGCUGAUGCAGAGCUCGCAGGCAUUUGCAACAACAAAGGCGAGUCUCCCCUCUUCACAGCAGCCACCUAUGGCCGUUGGAAUUCACUCAAACUGUUAUUGUUAAUUAACAGAGAUCCUCGUUGCUACGCAAGAUUUGACGGCCAGACAUGCUUGCACCACGCCUUGUUCUAUCAGAAAGAAGAGGCAGCUAGGACACUAAUAAAAAAAGCCCCUCGGCUCUGCAAACUGGCGGAUUACUUUUUGGGGAGGACACCACUGCAUAUGGCAGCCUUAUAUGGGUGUAGCAAGAGUAUUGUUCAUAAGCUGUUGCAGUGUGAUACUUCUUCUGCGUUUACAAAGGAUAAAAUCAAACAACAGACUGCACUUCACUUAGCAGCACAGCAAGGACACACGGAUAUUGUGAGAUGCAUACUCGGGUUUGCAGAAGACUGUGUUGAAAUAAGAGAUGAAGACGGUAAAACUGCUCUCCACUACGCUGUUGAAAAUGCUAAAAUUUGGUGGUUCCUCAGCCGCAAGAAUGGGAUCAUAGGAGUGGAGGCGGCAAUGGCAAACCAGACAAGAGAAACAUCAAAUCAAUUUCCAUGUGAUGAAAAAUAUUCGACAAAAAUCAACAGUCUUUCUGUAUUUGCCAUAUUGAUUGCAACGGUCACAUUUCAGGCGGCCUUCACCAUGCCAGCACAUGAUGACAAGGAGAAGAGGGCCUUGUCCGCCCAGAUUUAUUUCCAAGGUUUUGUAUUCUUCGAUUGGCUGGCAUUUUGCUUUUCAAUGGCAGCAGCAAUCCUUCUAGCCUACGCAACCUUUUUCCGUCGCCAUCGGAGUUUGGCAGCUGUCUUAUCAAUGGCACUCUACAGCAUGAUGAUUUCAUUUUCCUUGGCCAUAUUUCUACAGCUCAGGAAAGACAAUUAUAAGUUGGCAGUUUUCUUCUUUGGUGCAAUGUUUUUGUUGGCCCCCAUUGUCAUUAGUGUGAUACUUGCGGUGUUGCAUAAUGCCAUCGGUUUUCGAGUCUCCUAG